AUGGGGAAGAUGCUGCUGUGGGCAAGUGAGUGAUCCUGUGUGUAAUUUUACAUCUUGAGAAACAUAAAGAGACAUUUCUUCCUAGAAACAAGGGAGGUGAACUUUGAGCUUAGACUUGGGAAUGAGAACACCAUCAGGCUUGCUUAUGAGACAAAUAACCCUGGAAAUGAGGUGUUUAGCAAACUGAGCCAGAUGGUUUUAUGCAUACUGUAAUGGUGUUGUUGUUUUUUAAUCUUUUGUAGGUCUGGCCAUUUUGCUGAACUUGCAGCUUGGUAAGCAGAAUUCUUUAUUGCUCAUAAAUUUAUUCCUCAAAAAUAGAUAGAAUAUCUGAGACAAAUUGAGGGUGGGGGAGAUGCUUUCAGGUUUGAUAUUGCCCUUUUCAUUUCUGCCCCCUCCUGAUCUGGGAGCUUGCAAUACUAAGGGUGUGAUUAUGAGUAGCAGCAACCAGCACAAAGGAAUGUAACAUUAAGAAUGAGAGACUAUAUCUUUGCAUUAUAUAAAUCCACAGAUUUCUGUAAAGGAAAUAUAUGGUUCCUCAUUCUGGGGGUGAUAGGAGUUGUAGUCGAAAACAUCUGGAGAACGCCAGCAAAGGCUGGGCUAGAGACUAUAACUUUCUAAUUGAGCAUUGCGCAUGUAUCUUAAUCACAACGAGUUUCCUAAAUCAAGAGAUGUUAUGUACUGAGUUGAAUAGGAUCCAAACUGCAGCAGUCUGAUUGGUCCUAGAACAAUAGGAUUCAGAAUGCAGCAGUCUGAUUGGUCCUAGAACAAUGCAGCAGUAUGAUUGGUUGGCAGGAACCACCCAAUCAUGCUCCAGAUAUAAGUGAAUCCACAACCUGAUUGGCUUACAGUAGAAUUCCAGAAUUAGCCAAUCAUGUGCAGCCCAUUGUGUAAAUAAUGUAUAUAAAGCAGAUACUUUGAGGGGACUUUCAUUCAUUCCUCCUCACCACUAUGAGCUGAAUAAAGAGCAUGAAAUCACUCUGCGACUCUGAGUAUAUUUCACUGGCGACGAAGGUGGGAUCCCGCUGAGCUGACUGCCACACACAGCACCGCAGCACCGCCACCUGCCGCACCGCUGCCUCGCACCGUGUAUCCAGGCUUCAGCUCCGGGACACAAGGAACUCAGAAUGGCAACCGACAGCAGCUUCUCGCCGUUCAACCCAGCAUCUGGAGACUGGGAAGCGUACGCCUCCCGUUUCACCUUCCUCCUAGAAGCCAAAGGGGUCACCGACGAAGAAGACGCCAAGAAGAGGGCGAUAUUCUUCAGCGUCUGCGGAGAGGAGACGUUUGAAAUCGCCCGGGCUCUCCUUGCACCUGAAGACGUCGCUACUGUUCCAUACAAAACAAUAAUGGAACAGCUGAAGGGGCACUUUUCGCCGCAGCCCUCAGUGGUGGCUCGUCGAAAUGCCUUCUACGCAAAGCGGCAAGCCCCUGGGGAAACCAUAACUGGGUUUGUGACCUCUCUCCGCCAAGCCGCCCGGUUCUGCAACUUCUCAGAGCUGGAGAACAUGCUUCGUGACCGCCUCGUCGGUGGCCUGAAGGAUGAGAAGCUGCAACGACGCCUCUACGCUAAGAAGGACCUAACGUUCCAGGUCGCUCUGGAGGAGGCCCUGGCAACGGAAGCUGCCAAGAGGUCGACGCAAGAGGCACGGCCGAGCCUGCCAUCCCAACCGAGGGUCCACCACGAAGACCUCACCGACGACUCAGGAUCUGACAGGGAGGAGGUGCACCGAGUACAGCAGCGCACUCAAGCAGCCCACAUACCACAGCUGCCUCGACGAGAAGGAGGGAACUGCGCAAGCUGCGGGGAAAGUCACGAGAGGAGGACCUGCCGUUUCCGCAACGCAGAGUGCAGGCAGUGCAGAAAAUCGGGACACAUCGCCCGGGUGUGUCGAGCUCGGCCCACCCGACGCCAGGCAUCAGAUGACCAAUCCAAGAGCCCCAGGUCCCGGGGCCCAACACACCAAGGCAACUCGACGGAGCUCACGGACUUCCAGGUAUACCAGUUGCCCCACCCCAACGUAGAGAAAAUUUAUGUAGAGGUACAGAUAGAGGGGGCCCCAUGCCGCAUGGAGCUUGACACGGGUUCAACUCUAUCCAUAAUCUCGGCAAGGACCUUAAGGAAACUGUGUCCUACUGGGGGUCCCAAACUCAGGCCGGCCCCAUUCACCCUCCGGGACUUCCAGAAACGUAAGGUCCCCACAAUGGGGGUGGGGACCUUCAGGGUGCAAUACCGAGGGCGGACGCGGCAACUGGACUUGCUUGUGGUCAAGGGCCCCUACAUUAGCUUACUGGGAUUGGCAUGGUUUGGACCACUGGGGCUAGCCAUCACUGGGGUGAACCACACUACCUUACAAGUGGACGUGGACGCCAUAUGCAAGGAAUUUCCAGGGGUUUUCGAUGGGAAAUUGGGACAGUAUACGGGCCCCCCCAUUGCUCUACAGCUUGACCCCGCAGUACGACCGGUCAGGCUCAAGGCCCGCCGGGUCCCGUUCGCCCUGAAACCCCGUAUAGACGAGGAAUUGGACCGGCUCGUGGAGCAAGGAGUGCUGGAGCCGGUGCCUAAUGCCCCCUGGGAAACCCCAAUCGUCACACCCGUCAAGCCUAAUGGUUCGGUCCGCAUCUGCGCAGACUACAAAUGUACCAUAAACAAGGCCCUCACGGCCCAUGCAUACCCAGUGCCAGUGGUCAGCCAUGUCCUUGCCACCCUGGCUGGGUCGAAAAUUUUGGCAAGCUGGACUUGGCCCAAGCAUAUCAACAGCUGCCAGUAGAUGAGGCCACAGCAGAGGCACAGACGAUUGUGACGCACAGAGGAGCGUUCAGGGUAAAGCGGCUGCAAUUCGGUGUCAGUGUGGCACCAGGCAUAUUCCAGAAUCUAAUGGACUCGCUCCUUAAAGGGAUUCCUGGCGUCACCCCCUUCUUCGAUGAUGUGUUGAUCGCCGGGCCCACACCAGAGGAGUUUGAGGACCGCCUCCGCACCGUUCUGCACCGUUUCCAGACGGCGGGUCUCAAGGUGAAGCGGGAAAAAUGUCUACUAGGAGUGCCUCAGGUGGACUUUCUGGGAUUUAUGGUGGAUGCAGAAGGGGUCCACCCGACUGGGGACAAGGUACGGGCCAUUUGUGAUGCCCCAGCGCCCAAGAGCAAGACUGAACUUCAGGCCUUCUUGGGACUAUUGAACUUUUACCAUUCCUUCCUUCCCCACAAGGCGGCGGUAGCGGAGCCCCUACACAGACUCCUGGACAAGCGGGCCCCUUGGGGGUGGGGCCAGCGCCAGGAGGCCGCAUUCCAGGCAGUCAAGGACUUGCUUGUCUCAAACUCGGUCUUGGCACACUUCGACGAGAGGCUGCCGGUGGUGCUAGCAUGCGACGCCUCGCCCUAUGGUAUUGGCGCUGUCCUGGGACACCAACUCCCGUAUGGAAGAGAGGUACCGGUAGCAUACUUUUCCCAGACACUCAACGCAACCGAGCGGAACUACUCGCAAAUAGACAAGGAGGGGCUGGCAAUCGUGAAGGGAGUAAAAAAAUUCCAUGAUUUCUUGUACGGGCGGCCCUUCACCGUGGUGACUGACCACAAGCCGUUGCUUGGCUUGUUUGCCCCCCAAAAGCAGACCCCCCAAGUGCUGUCUCCUCGCGUCCUCAGGUGGUCAAUUUUCCUUGCCAGCUACCAGUAUGCACUGAUUCACCGCCCGGGGAAAGCAAUGGGCCAUGCGGACGCCCUCAGCAGGCUACCACUACCGGAAACAGGCCCCGAUCCAGCACCUGCACAAGAGGUUAUGAGCCUGGAGCUGCUUCCUGACUGCCCCAUUCAGGCACAAGAAGUUGCACACCAUUCCAAGAAAGUUAGGGUCAUCUCCCGGGUCCUGGACUGGGUGUGGAGCGGAUGGCCCAGCAGCAGCCCUGGGCCAGAAUUCGCUGGCUACACAAUCCGCAAACAUGAACUGUCGGCCCACAAGGGGUGCCUGUUAUGGGGAAGCAGGGUCGUUGUUCCCCAGCCCCUCCACAAAAGGGUCCUCACAGCCCUACACGAGACACACCCAGGGGUAGUAAGAAUGAAGGCCCUUGCCAGGAGUUAUGUGUGGUGGCCAUGGAUCAACGGAGAGAUAGAGGCCUGGGUCAAACACUGCCAGGCCUGCCAAGAAUCCCGCCCAGAUCCCCCAAGGGCCCCAGUCCAGUCCUGGGAGUCCGCCCGAGCACCAUGGUCACGCCUGCAUGUGGACUUCGCUGGCCCCUUUCAGGGGAAAACAUUCUUCAUAGUGGUGGACUCCUACACCAAAUGGCUGGAAGUCGCACUGGUACCGUCCACUUCUACAUCCGCAGCCAUCCGGGUACUACGCAGGCUGUUUGCAACCCACGGGCUCCCUGACACUCUCGUCUCGGACAACGGGACUGCAUUUACGUCAGGAGAAUUCCAAACCUUCACAGCUCAGAACGCCAUCCGCCACAUCCAUUCGGCGCCAUUCCACCCUGCCACCAAUGGUCAAGCAGAACGCAUGGUGCGGACCACCAAGGACACCCUUCGCCGCAUGACGCAAGGGGAUUGGGAGUACCGCCUUGCCACAUUCCUUCUAGCACAGCACAGCUCCCAGCUCAAUGACUGGCCGGAGCCCCGCUGAACUACUAAUGGGUCGGCGCUUUGCAAUCAGAUUGGACCGCCUUCACCCCGAUAGAGCUCAGGAUGAGGUAGUGGUGGGGGAAGGCAGGAACCCCCAGACCUUCGAGGCCCAGGACCCAGUGUACGCAAAGAAUUUUGGGGCAGGCCCAGCAUGGGUACCCGCCACAGUCACCAGGGUCACUGGCCCCUUGUCGUACGAGGUGCUAACGGAUGGGGCGCAAUGCUAGCACCGCCACUGCGACCAGAUACGGCGACGAUUCCCGGGAGAAAACCAGGAGGAGGAAAGGUCAGAGGAGUCCCAAGGGAACAGAGGGGCAGUGAGGCCCAUAGAGCAGGAGGGGCCAGCAGGAGAGGCAGAAUCAGUAAAUACAGAGAGGACCCGCGAGGCCGAAAGGACACCGGAACCAGAACCACGACUGAGCGAGCCGGUUGCGCCAGACCAAACAGGCCCAUCACAGCCAGCAUCCUUGGAACACGAGCCAGAACCUGAACCCCGGACCAGGGAAUACCACAGGCCACAACGCACACAUAGGCCGCCGGCGUACCUCGAGGACUAUGAAUGCAACCUCCCGGGCAGGACUGGAACUUAGAGGGGAGGGGUGUUAUGUACUGAGUUGAAUAGGAUCCAAACUGCAGCAGUCUGAUUGGUCCUAGAACAAUAGGAUCCAAAUUGCAGCAGUCUGAUUGGUCCUAGAACAAUAGGAUUCAGAAUGCAGCAGUCUGAUUGGUCCUAGAACAAUGCAGCAGUAUGAUUGGUUGGCAGGAACCACCCAAUCAUGCUCCAGAUAUAAGUGAAUCCACAACCUGAUUGGCUUACAGUAGAAUUCCAGAAUUAGCCAAUCAUGUGCAGCCCAUUGUGUAAAUAAUGUAUAUAAAGCAGAUACUUUGAGGGGACUUUCAUUCAUUCCUCCUCACCACUAUGAGCUGAAUAAAGAGCAUGAAAUCACUCUGCGACUCUGAGUAUAUUUCAAGAGGUAAGCGCACAGGGCCAGAUUGAACUAAGUUGUUGCACGAGCAGAAUGAGAUCAGCUUGUGCAAUGGGACUUUGCUCUGGAAGGCUGAAGGAAAACUUAGAACAGGUUUAAGAGGUGGGAGGAGAGGGGCAAAAUUCCUUUUGCGUGAGCUGACCUCAUUCCAUUAACACAUAAAGUAUGCCGGUUUUGGAGUCAGUUGCUUUGAUUUCUAUGUUGUUCUUGCCUAUGAUAUUCACAUCACAAUGUUCUUUCUUACCUCAGGAUCUUCCUACAAGCUGGUCUGUUAUUUCACGAACUGGUCCCAGUACAGGCCUGAUCCUGCCAGAUAUAAACCAGCAAAUGUGGACCCCUGCCUGUGCACACAUGUCAUCUAUGCCUUUGCUACUAUGAGCAAUAACAAGAUCGCCCCCUAUGAAUGGAAUGAUGACGUCCUCUAUCCACAGUUCAAUGGUCUAAAAGAAUAGUUAGUAAAUUCUUUAAGCACUUGGUAAUUACUAAGAAUGAGCACAGAUUGGUUAAUCUCAAAAUAAUAAGGCUUGUUUGGACCUGAUCUGAUUUUCUAAGCCCCCUAGUUGUAAAUGUUUGAUUCAGUUUUUUGGAAAAAAACUAAACAAAACCCUGGAAGGUUAAUAUUAGCUGCUGCAGAGCUGCAAAGUACUCUCUACCCUCUGCUCACUAGGCCAAUGGCCAGAAGAGAGAAGGGCAGAAAAGUCAGUUCUGGGCACUGCUACAACAGCCCAGAGUCUCCCUAGUGCUAGAGAAUCUAUCCUGUGCUAUUGUCUAAUAUAGGGAUCUCAGAUCUGCAGGAGUCUUAGUCCAGGCAACCCAUCACUGUUGAAACCCGCUUAAAAAAGGUAAAGGUAAAGGACUCCGGACAGUUAAGUCCAGUCGCGAAUGACUCUGGGGUUGCGGCACUCAUCUCACUUUACUGGCCUAGAGAGCUGACGUUUGUCCGCAGACUGUUUUUCUGGGUCAUGUGGCCAGCAUGACUAAGCCACUUCUGGCGAAACCAGAGCAGCACACAGAAACGCCGCUUACCUUUCCGCCAGAGUGGUACCUAUUUAUCUACUUUCACUUGACAUGCUUCCCCUCAAAAAUAUGAGACUGACUUAUACUGUGUGAGAGCAUUAGUUCUGUUGUCAAACACUAUUCACACUGAUUGGCAGCUGCUAUCAGGCAGUGGGCUCUUCCUCAUCCUGAGAUCCUUCCAUUGGAAUGGCCACUGGCUGAUUAUUAUUAUUAUUUUGCAUACAGUACAUGCUCUCUACUCACUGAACUGACUGUUCUAUGCCUUUUGCCUGCCAGUUCCUUCUUGUAUCUGUGUCCCAGAACAUGCCACCUCUCCAGGACUCAGGGAAAACUUAACGUGACAUUAAGCACAUUAUUUAGUAUAGGAGAGUCCCAACCAGAGAGUCUCAAGAGAGAUCCUAGCAUGGGCAGAGAAGCUGUCACAACAUUAACAAUCUGGAAAUGCUGUGGGGACAAUGGCUUGAUGUACCUGUCUGCAUGGCUAUUGUUUGCACUGGGAGGUAAUCUCUUCUUAGUACCAGUGACAGCCUUCCUCCCAGGGCAGAAAUAGGGGUUGUGGGAAGGCUGCUGCUCGAUAUCAAUGGAUCAAAGUCCCUUCCCAUGAUUCUGUGGCCCCAACCCAGAUCACUCCUCAUGGCUAUUUAGUUAAAAAAAAAAAAGAACAAGCACACAGUCCUAUGAUCAACACAGUAUCUAGUUUGGUCCUCAGACCAUGCUUAAUGGCAGUUCACGAAACAAUAAACGAUGAUGGGGAAAGCAACAAUUGCAUAUUAUAAAUUUAUUUCCUAAUUUUUCCAAUCCCUUCCUUAGCAAUGAGAAAAUGGUUACCCUUUUGGCGAUUGGAGGAUGGAAUUUCGGCACCCAGAAGUGAGAACUUUUCUUUCACAUGUAUAAUGAACAAGAUGGGGGUGGGGUAGUUUGUGGCUACUGCUGCUGGCCUGCUGAGGAAGAGGCAAUGAAUGGAUAAAAGGGAUGUGGAGGAUUUUCAGGAACCUCUGGUGGAUAGAAAGAUAAGACCACUGUGGAGUUAAAGGAGGAGAGUUGGGGUUUUUUUUGAAGAGUCAGAGGGAAGUAUGGGAUAAACAAGUACAGUAGAAACAUUUUGUGGGGAAGGAAGUGGUAAGAUAAGCUGAAACAAGCUAGCAUUGCUUAAUUUUGUGGUUCACAUAGUGUAUAUCCUCAUACUUUCAGUAACUUAAAAACAAAUCCGGUUUUGUUAGGUUCACCACAAUGGUUGCUACAGCUGAUAACCGCAAGACUUUCAUCGAUUCAGUGAUUAUGUACCUUCGUCAGUAUGGGUUUGAUGGGAUUGAUCUGGACUUUGAAUACCCAGGUUCUCGGGGCAGCCCUGCUGAGGAUAAGCAUCGUUUCACUCUUUUAGUCCAGGUGAGGAAGCUUUGCCCAGCAUCCUGUGAACAUCGUGCCUCGCUCUCUUUGCAUAAACAAAUGUAAUACAGUAUGUGAAUGAGUCGAUUAUUUUGUAAAUAAUGGCAGCACUUCCUCAGAUCUUGAAAUCACAAAGCAGAUGCUGAUUGAUAUGGUUGCUUGGUCACACAUUACCUUUUCUCAUGUGAUGGGGGUUAUCCUCAGCCAGGAUGGCUCUCAUCAACAACAGACACGCUUGUCGAAAUAAAGCACUAAUUCCAACUAAAUGUUGCUAGAAAUGAGGUGCCACUGCCAAUUACACAAUCACAUAAUAGAAUAUCUUUUCCUAGGAAAAGGAAUAUAUUUCACUCCUCUUCCAGGUUUAUAAGAAUGUUAAAAUAAUUUGAAAUUUCUUCAUAUUUAGCUGUUUAAAUGACAAUCAGCUGAGCUUUCUAAAUUCCUCCUUAUAUGUACAUAAUGGCACUUUGGUUCAUAUACCAAAGAAGUGGAAUUUCUUCAUAUUAAAAUAAUAAAAGAUGUUGUUGCAUACCACCAAUUUUUGAAACCUUGCACACAAUGAAUUAGCUAGAACUGAAUGCAGCUGUUAACUUUACUCACCCAUGCCCUUCUCAAGGAAAUGCUGGCUGCUUUCUCAAGUGAAGCCACCAGGAGCGGGCAACCCAGACUGUUGAUCACAGCAGCUGUAUCUGCUGGCAAAGCAACCAUUGAUGCCGGAUAUGAAAUUGCAGAGAUAGGAAAGUAAGUGACAAUGUGCUAAAUCGGGGACUUGUGAAAAUAGGACAAAGCAAGGCAAAAUUCAUUAUUCAUUUGGAGGGAAUUAUUUAUUAUAUUAAGGAAAAGGUGCAUACAGAGAAAUAUAUACAUGUCAACAAUAUGAGACAAUAUAUUUGUGCAGUCUUGCCAAAGAUUUAAACUUGGUUGUUUGACAUCCAGGAAUUUAGAUGUAGCAUUUUGAAAUCUUUCUGAGUGACCAGUAAAGGUCUAGUUCAAUAUAAGUGGCUGCAAUACCCACUUGCCUGGGAGUAAGUCCUGUUUAACUUUAUUAAGUUUACAGAGAGAUAUGCAUAGGAUUGCAAUGCUGGACCCAUAUGACACUAAGCUUUAGCUUUCUAGUCAAUGUCCUCUUUAGCUUGUUCUGUGAUAAAAAUGAACAGUGUAGUCACCUUGAACUUCAUUUGUUGGAAAGGUUGGAUGCGAAUUUAACAACUGGACAAAUAUCCUUGCAGAAAAGGGGAGCGGGAGCUGAGGAUAAUAUAGCUAACUGUUUAGAAAACUACAAGUCAGAUGUACACCAUAUUGUUCAAAUGCAUACAGUUUUUGUAUGGUUUCACGCAAUCUUCAAAAGCUAAUGUGAAAGAGAACAGGUUUCAGCCCACCAGUAUCAAGAGGAUCUUUAUUUCAGCGUAUGGAUCCAUUAGGCAAGUUGUUAUUGCUCUGCUUUUUUUUUUUUUUAUUUGCACAAGGGUUCUAGAUUUCAUCAGUGUGAUGACCUACGAUUUCCAUGGAGGAUGGGACACCUUCACAGGUCACAAUAGCCCCCUGCAUGUGGGAUCUGCAGAUAAAGGCGAUUUUGUGUACUUCAACUGCGUAAGGAAAUGCUAACAAAACUAUUGUUUGCUCAGAGCCGGUACAAAAAUGGUCAGUUCAUACCUAUAUUUAUUAUGUUCAUAUUGAAAGGAAUUUGCCAUGAAAUACUGGCUAGAAAAUGGGGUUCCUGCUCAGAAGCUUAUGAUGGGGUUUCCUACUUAUGGCCGUACCUUUAGGCUUACCACAGCUGACACAUCGGUUGGCGCUCCCGCGUCUGGUGCCGGAUCCAUUGGACCUUACACAAGGGAAGCUGGUUUCUGGGCUCAUUAUGAGGUAAAUGAAACAUUUAAAAAGGACCAAAGUUUAAAAGCAUGCAGUACUUAAAAAUCUCUAAGCAAAGUGCAUUUUGUCACUCAGCAGUUAUAAUCCUGUUCUACAGUACUAAUGUCUUGCUGUUCACCCAUCCAGGUUGCUUAUAAUCAAGAUUACAUACAAUUGUGUUUUAUAAUUCCAUCACAUCCAUUUUCAUCCUCUUUAACAGGUUCCUUAAUAUGUUCUGAUAUUUUUUCUUGAACUUCAAAAACUGCUGUGGACUUCACGUAUGGGAAAUCAGUUUUUGCCAUAGACUAGAAAACGUUUCCAGUCCUCCUAAAAAGAUUCUAAAUUUGUCUCUCUCAUCAGUGCCAUCGGUUUUGCCAUCUCUGUGCAACCCAUGAUUUUCACCAGCUGUUCUUCCUUUGAGGGCAUUCCUUCCUCCUUCCACUUCUGUGCAUAAAGAUUCCUUGUCACUAUGGGUACAUACAUAAAUACAAUUGAAGCUUUCUUUGGAAUUUCAAUGUCCAGUAUCCCCAGCAGGAAGGCUUCUGGCCUUUUGGGAAAAGUCACUUAAAAAAAAUAAUCAUUAUUUAUCAGGUACAUGGUUUUUCCUCUUUGGUAUAAUUACAGGAAAUGCUGCUAGGAAUAUUACAUUAGCCACAGAAGUGCACCACAAAGGAUAGAAUAUAUUUCACUGAUAAAACACCAAGUGCCUGUACCAGCCCAAGGGAUACUUGUAACUCUACAGAUAAGACUGGUAAACAGUUUAAUUCAGACAGAUGAGUCAGCCUGAUUGAGAUUUGUAUAUACAGUUGUUUGCUGCUGUUUGCUAACAUGAAUGUUCCUUGACAGAUUUGUACGUUCUUACCAGAAGCGACAACCGUCUGGAUUGAAGAUCAGAAAGUCCCUUAUGCCUUCCUGGGGAAUGAGUGGGUUGGGUUUGAUGAUUUAACCAGCUACAAAUACAAGGUAUGUUAUUUUUUUCUAGUGCGUGUAACAGGUUGAUCUGUACCCACACUCAAAGUACCUUGCAAGAUUUAUCAGUGCAAUGUUUGAGCUUUGUAACAAUGCUUGGUGCAUAUGUGCGUGUGUAUUACCGAAACUGAUCUUGGGAUAUUUUUGUGCAAGUCAGCUGCUGGCAUCAUUGAAUCAACUUAGUUAACAUUGACUUUUAGGAAUGUAGCCAAGCCCUUAGAUGCAUUGAUCUAGUCCAGUGUUUGUCUUUCCCAAACCCCAUGAGUCUAAAGAACAGCACCCCAACAAUUCAUGUUAUGUUAGUGCAUGCAACUGACAUCAAAUGUGGUGGGAAUAUCUUGUACUUGCUUUCUGCGCAGGUUGAAUUUUUGAAAGCAAACAACUUUGGAGGAGCCAUGGUUUGGGCCAUUGACCUUGAUGAUUUCCUAGGCACUUUCUGCAAUACAGGGGCAUAUCCUCUGAUAUCACAUUUGAAGACACUCCUUGACAUACAAACUCCAGGUAGGUCAAUUUAUUGAGAAGAAUUCUGCACUAAGACGUGUAUAUGCAUGUGCGCACAUGCACAGAGCGCCAUGCUGCAAUUUGGAGGUGCAAGGAAACAAGUAGCCAAUGAUAAACAAAUUAUGUGAUGUGCAAAGACACUUCCCAAUAUGUUUUAGUAAAAGGGGGGCAAUUUAAUGCACACCCAAUCCCUUUUGAAACCUCUGUGGGGAUGUUCCCUCUGACUGGCUUUGCUCUUUAGUACAACUGCAAUGUAUUAAACAACUUCUCUCAAGUGUCUUCUCUGAUUAUAUUCUUCACCCUUAGGUUGUGUAGCUCCACCCCCUCCAACAGUCCCACCUCCUCUUAUUUUCUGUGAAGAUAAAGCUGAUGGUAUCUAUGCCAAUCCGGAUGACAAAUCAAAAUUCUAUGAAUGCUCUGGGGGCAAUACUGUUUCCAAGAGUUGCGGAGAAAGUCUGGUGUUUGAUGAGAGCUGCAAGUGUUGUAACUGGCCUUGA
Messenger RNA from Podarcis lilfordi (Lilford's wall lizard), 11812 nucleotides. Lineage: Eukaryota; Metazoa; Chordata; Lepidosauria; Squamata; Lacertidae. The record is from the annotation of a GenBank genome assembly.